UUCAGUAUCGCCUGGGUUAGCGUGUGGAAUAGACGAGGCAGCGAUCAGGGAUCACGCUUCAGGAAUAGUCAGCAAUAAGCAAUGGAGAAGAAGAGCCAGAACGUUGCGGGCCAGGAUAGUAGCUCCUUGGCGAGUGAGUUCAAGAAGCGGGAUGCCAUCUGGCCUCUAGUGCUGUUCUACAUCCACGUGAACAUUCUCGGGCUGUACGGAAUAUACGUGCUGGUGACGAGCGCCGCGUGGUCCACUAUUUUAUUCACUGCGCUCCUCACACUCCUGGGAAUAAUGGGGGCAACCGUGGGCGUUCAUCGGCUGUGGGCCCAUCAAACGUUUACGGCAUCCAAGCCGUUGCGGGUCUUCCUCAUGUUUUGCCAGACGACGGCCGGUCAGGGCUCCAUUUACAGUGUCGUCCAGGCGCACCGGCUCCACCACGAAAAGUUCCAUCAAGACGAGGAUCCCUAUUACAGCAAGCACAGCUUUCUGUACGCCCAGGUACGGGGCGGUCUCCUCAAGUAUUCACCACAGCAGGAGGAGCUCUUAGAGGCCGUGGACAUGACGGACCUGGAAAGUGAUUCGAUAGUGAUGUUCCAGAAGCGCUUCUACGUUCUGCUGUACAUAUUCUUCAACAUUCUUCUGUCGGUGAACACCCCGUUCCAGUACUUCGGGGACUCCCUGUCUGCCUCCAUGUUUGUAGGCUUCUGGUUGCGGAGCCUGAUCGUGAUUAAUCUGGGCAACCUGGUGAACUCUGCUCACUUUGUGUGGAGCAUCCACAAGGGUUUCAAGCCAACCGACUCCAACACCAUCUUCCUCAUUACGAAAAGCUACUGGCCCCAGUUUCACUACCUAUUGCCCCAGGACUACCAGAGCGGGGAGUUCGGUGACUAUGCGAGCGGGCUGGGGGCCAGUGUGAUCCGCGUCUUUGCUGCCCUCGACUGGGCCAAGGAUCUACGCACCGUCGGAUCGGUGGCUGUGCGUCAGGGCUUGACCCGAGCGGUGGAGACUGGCCGUCCUAUUGUCGAGUGCAUUAAAGAGCAGGUGCGGCUCGAGGAAAGCGUUUUGCCCGCCAAUCACUUCCUCAAUCGAGAGAAGUUCAUGUGAAGUCCGUUUCGGCUGGUCGUGUGUCUUUCUUGGCUUGCGGCUUGCGUCAUUCGUGUUCGAAAUGAUGCGUGAAAUAGUCGAGGCAGUCGUAAAAAUAAAUUAAGCACCAACAA
This is a messenger RNA of Drosophila subobscura, 1208 nucleotides long. Its product is annotated as acyl-CoA Delta(11) desaturase. NCBI's taxonomy places the organism in Eukaryota, Metazoa, Arthropoda, Insecta, Diptera, Drosophilidae. Gene Ontology annotation, molecular function: stearoyl-CoA 9-desaturase activity; iron ion binding. Bases 82 to 1095 code for a protein of 337 amino acids. Gene Ontology annotation, cellular component: endoplasmic reticulum membrane. The record is from RefSeq and is a predicted model, not a curated record. The transcript has 4 exons. Gene Ontology annotation, biological process: unsaturated fatty acid biosynthetic process.